CGCCGAGCUGAAACGAUUCACAGGGACGGAGCCGCAAAGGAGGAGGGCAAGACUCCCGCAUCAUCUCGCCCGCUCUUUCGCUCACCAGCACCGCGGUAUAACGAGAGCAUCUGCGUUUUGACCCUGUAACAGUUUUAACAUGUGUCGAUUCGCUGUUUUGUGAACAGUGCGCGUUCGUUGGAUGCGGGCGCGGGGAUAAGCAGAAGACGAUGAUUUUGUCGGGUCUCCUCUUCCCCGCGUUAUGGGGACUGACGCUCGGCGGAUCUCCAAGCGUCCAAAUCGGUGGCCUGUUCCCCAGAGGAGCAGAUCAAGAGUACAGCGCGUUUCGGAUCGGAAUGGUUCAGUUCGGCACGAGCGAAUUCCGCCUCACUCCUCACAUUGAUAACCUGGAGGUGGCUAACAGCUUCGCCAUUACAAAUUGCUUUUGCUCACAGUUUUCUAGAGGAGUGUAUGCCAUCUUUGGCUUCUACGAUAAGAAGUCAGUGAACACCAUCACGUCGUUCUGCGAGACGCUGCACGUGUCCUUCAUCACGCCCAGUUUUCCAGCUGAUGGACUUAACCAGUUUGUUCUGCAGAUGAGGCCUGAUAUCAAAGGGCCUCUCAUCAGUCUGGUGGAGUAUUACAAGUGGGAGAAGUUUGCCUAUCUGUAUGACAGCGACAGAGGUCUGUCGACCCUCCAGGCCGUCUUGGACACAGCGGCAGAGAGGAAAUGGCAGGUAACAGCCAUAAACGUCGGAAACCUGAAGGAUGAGUGGAAGGACGAGGCAUAUCGUUCCCUCUUUCAGGACCUGGAGAACAAGAAAGAGAGGAGAGUCAUUUUAGACUGUGAACAGGACAAAGUCAAGGACAUUAUGGAGCAGGUGAUUACGAUCGGUCGACAUGUGAAAGGAUAUCAUUACAUCAUUGCGAAUUUUGGCUUUGUGGAUGGAGAUUUGUCCAAGAUUCAGUAUGGAGGAGCGAAUGUAUCUGGAUUUCAGAUAGUGGACUUUGAUGACCCGCUUGUAGCUAAAUUUGACCAGCGCUGGGAGGCACUGGAGGAGAAGGAGUACCCUGGAGCAGACAGCAGAAUCAGGUACACUUCUGCUCUCACAUACGACGCUGUGCAAGUAAUGACCGAGGCAUUCCGCUUUCUGCAUAAACAAAGGAUUGAUAUCAGUCGCCGUGGCAACAACGGAGACUGCCUGGCCAAUCCUGCGGUGCCGUGGGCUCAGGGGGUGGAGAUAGAGCGUGCUCUCAAACAGGUGCGUGUGGAUGGAUUGACAGGAAAUAUUCAAUUCGAUCAGUAUGGCAGACGAGUGAAUUACACAGUCAAUGUCAUGGAGCUGAAAAACAGUGGCCCUGUGAAGAUUGGUUACUGGAAUGAGAUGGACAAAAUGGCCGUGACAAAAUCUGACCUUUUCCCCAACGAUACCAUGGGAAUGGAGAAUAAAACAGUUGUUGUGACAACAAUCCUGGAGGCACCGUAUGUAAUGCUGAAAAAGAAUGCAGAGUUAUUCACCGAUAAUGAACGAUAUGAGGGAUACUGUGUGGACCUGGCCGCCGAGAUUGCAAAGCAUUGUGGGUUUAAGUAUCAGCUGAGGAUUGUGGCAGACGGAAAAUACGGCGCACGAGAUGCUGAGACCAAAAUCUGGAAUGGAAUGGUUGGAGAACUGGUUUACGGGAAAGCAGACAUAGCUGUAGCUCCUCUUACCAUCACUCUGGUUAGAGAGGAGGUGAUAGACUUCUCGAAACCUUUCAUGAGUCUGGGCAUAUCCAUUAUGAUCAAGAAACCACAGAAAUCCAAGCCGGGUGUCUUCUCUUUCCUGGACCCGUUGGCCUACGAGAUCUGGAUGUGCAUUGUAUUCGCCUACAUCGGAGUUAGCGUCGUGCUCUUCCUUGUUAGCCGCUUCAGCCCUUACGAGUGGCACACUGAGGAGUUUGAGGAUGGGCAGCUGGGCCCUAGCGAAUCUACGAACGAAUUUGGAAUCUUUAAUAGUCUGUGGUUUUCUCUGGGCGCUUUUAUGCAGCAGGGAUGCGAUAUUUCACCAAGGUCGUUGUCUGGCCGUAUAGUUGGUGGUGUGUGGUGGUUUUUCACCCUCAUCAUCAUCUCCUCCUACACGGCUAACUUGGCUGCCUUUCUCACUGUGGAGAGGAUGGUGUCACCUAUCGAGAGUGCUGAAGACCUGGCCAAGCAGACUGAGAUUGCAUAUGGGACAUUGGAUGCAGGCUCCACCAAAGAGUUCUUUAGGAGAUCUAAGAUUGCUCUCUUUGACAAGAUGUGGCAGUACAUGAAGAGUGCAGAGCCAUCUGUGUUUGUUAAAAACACGGUGGAAGGCGUUUUGCGUGUCCGAAAAUCCAAAGGCAAAUAUGCUUACCUUCUGGAGUCCACUAUGAACGAAUACAUCGAGCAACGCAAGCCCUGUGACACCAUGAAGGUCGGAGGGAACCUUGACUCUAAAGGCUACGGCAUCGCUACACCCAAGGGAUCUGCUUUAAGAAAUGCGGUAAACCUUGCAGUGCUAAAACUGAACGAGCAGGGGCUUCUGGAUAAAUUGAAAAACAAAUGGUGGUACGACAAAGGAGAGUGCGGCAGCGGAGGCGGGGAGUCAAAGGAGAAGACUAGCGCCCUCAGCCUGAGUAAUGUUGCGGGGGUCUUCUACAUCCUGGUGGGUGGCCUCGGGUUGGCCAUGCUGGUCGCUCUGGUGGAGUUCUGCUACAAGUCUCGCGCGGAGGCCAAACGCAUGAAGGUUGCCAAGACUCAGACCCUAAAUCCCUCCUCUUCCUCGCAGAAUUCUCAGAAUUUUGCUACUUAUAAGGAAGGGUACAACAUGACGUUCACAGAUGCUAUGCGCAGUAAGGCCAGGUUGUCUAUAACGGGCAGUACAGGAGAGAACGGGCGAGUGCUGACUCCAGACUUCUCUAAAGCCGUCCAUGCUGUGCCGUACCUGAGACCUGGCAUAGCAAUGCCUGUGAGUGUGAGCGAGCUGUCCUGAGUGCCUUACACACACACACACACACACACACACACACUGGUGCAAGCAUGCUGUACCUACUUUAAUACAUAUCCAAACAUGUGUACAUAUUCUUACACACACUGACACUAUAUAUACAGACAUAAUAAUAGUUAAUUAUUCCACCUACACACAGGAUGUCAGAUCCAUACAUGCAUAGACAUGUUAUCACAUAUGUUUACUGUUCAGUGCAAUCAUAUUUUGACCAGCGUUGAUGUAUACAACCACCAUCUGCAAAAAAAAAAAAAAAAAAAAAUGCUGACAAACACAAAGUAUACAGGCACAAUGCUGUGUGUACAUAUGCAGAUAACUUCACAAACCUUGUGCAGCCACAGUCUUAUAAUGUUCCUUGUUGUGUGCAUUUUACAUCACUGCCUUUCCAAGUUCUCGUUUUGUCACACUUGAAUACGCACAUAUAAAAUGACCUCAUUUUGCUCAUGUAUUCACACACUCGCCCCACUUCGGUUUUCGUGGAUGUUUUACACAACGUAAAGUGAUGAGGAACAAUGUGCCACAUUGAAAAUAAUUCCAAUGGGAAAAUCUCCACACCUGUUUCCAUAGCAACCUGUUUUUGGAAUCUCUGAUUCUCAAGAACUCAAGCACACGAAACAUCUGCAUCAAAUGUGAUUUUGUUUACGCAAACUAUGACAUAUAUAUAUUAAAAAAAGUUUGUCUAGAAUAAUUUCUUAUUAUAUGAGAUAUGUAUAAUAAAUGAUGUAUAUAAUUACACUUUUGUUCAUUUGAUGUUAAUGUUACCAUGCAAAUGCUUGACUUAAAGAAAACUGAAUCUAAAUGAUUUGAGUAGGUCUGUUUCUCCUCCUCACUGGUUUGAUUUGUUGUGAUGUUCAUUUUUGGGAUUUUGGAUCACUGUGUUCGGAUCUGUUUUUUUCUUGCUUAUGGGCGAUGCAAGCUGUAGUUUUAUAAGUCUUUUAAUUAAAAAAAGAAAAUAUUUAAGAAUAUUUUACCUUCUGCAUUACACAAUUUAAAUGGUAUAUUGAAAGUGUUAUAUUGAUUAAGAUGGAUAUAUAUAUAUAUAUAUAUAUAUAUAUAUAUAUAUAUAUAUAUAUAUAUAUAUAAAAUACCCCAAAAUGCCAAAUAUUGAUAUGUGCCAAAUUAUGUCAAGGCAUUUCAGAUGCAUUUAUUAAAAUUGUCUCUGUUUGGGAAAGUGUUGAGAUUGAAAAUUAGUACCCUAUAAUCAGAAGUUUGUUAUUUAUGUCAUAUUUGGCUUUUUUGUUUUGUUUUGUUUUUUCAUAUCAAAUGCAUUGUACUUUUAUUAAGAUGCACUACGAUAUGCAGUUUUAACUGUGAAAAGCAUGACAACCUUUCUUUACGUUUGUUUUAUAAAAGCGAUGAUUUUAUCGCUAAUACUAGUUAACUAGGACUUUAAUUUAUGUAGUCCAGUUUUGAUCUGAAGACUAAGAGAUAGAGAUGAUUAUUACAGAUAGUUAUAUUGAUAAAGUGUAAGCUGAUCACCGUUUUCUAUGACAUGACGUGUAACUGAAAUCCUGCUCAUUAGUUUUGUAUGUAUAUGUACUGGACAUGUAAAUAGAAACCGUUUGAGUGUAUAACUAAAAAUCUUAGUUGAUACACCAGCUUGCACACAAGAGGAUUGCUUAUAUUGUGCAUUUGGGAGCACGUUUGGGAACCUAUGACCAUCAUACCAAGCUGUCUCUCACGUACUGACACACAAAGGGACCUGUCAUCACUAUCUUCAUUUCAGUUAUAUGUCUGCCAUAGGAUGAAAUGGAGGAUGUUUUUCUUAAUGGAAUGUGGACUGAUUGCUUUAUUUUUUGGAAUCUUUUGGAAUAAACAGAGACUCAGAAUCCACUGUUAUUUUUCGUUUUAUUCUGUUUCAUGGGAAGGAGAAAUGUGCCAUUUAGACACAUCUUGUGUCUAAAAAUUAACACACAGCAAAUGAUAAUGUUGAAACAGUUUGUCUAUCAUGCCUAUUUAGUUUUUUUUUUUUUUUUACAGACCAUAUGGAUUUGCCAUAUUACAUUAAGCUACCAAAACGUAACUGUGAGCAACAAAAACUGUCGUCAUGUUUUUUUAUUUUGACGGGUGCAGCUCAACAGAAAGACCUGGACUGAUAUAUAAAGAAGCUAAAUAAUUCCAUUUGGACUAAAUGUAUUUUGAAUAAAAAUGUAAAAUACUAAAUAAAAUGUAAAUAAUUUAAAAUA
Messenger RNA from Carassius gibelio (silver crucian carp), 5170 nucleotides. RefSeq names its product glutamate receptor 2-like. Lineage: Eukaryota; Metazoa; Chordata; Actinopteri; Cypriniformes; Cyprinidae. The coding region runs from base 210 to 2972 and encodes 920 amino acids. Gene Ontology annotation, cellular component: postsynaptic membrane; AMPA glutamate receptor complex; plasma membrane. Gene Ontology annotation, biological process: monoatomic ion transport; modulation of chemical synaptic transmission; synaptic transmission, glutamatergic. The record is from RefSeq and is a predicted model, not a curated record. Gene Ontology annotation, molecular function: transmitter-gated monoatomic ion channel activity involved in regulation of postsynaptic membrane potential; AMPA glutamate receptor activity. The transcript has 16 exons.